AUGGGCCUGAAUCCCGACAGACUGCGGGAAAGGCUUAACUUCAGGGCGAAAGGAGGAGACCUGGUGCAAGUAACAUUUCCGAAGAGCGGAACGCACUGGCUGAUGUACAUCACGCACUUGAUCUUGAAACAGGGACAGACAAUCAACACUUAUCAAGAGUUCGCAAAAAAUAUGCGCUUCCUCGAGUACAUGGAUAUCGAGGGCUUCAGCUCGUCCCUGCCUUUGAGAACAUUCGUUACGCAUUUACCAUUGGACAAGCAUAUGAUGACAGAAGAAGCCAAGUACGUCUACAUCGCCCGAAAUCCAUGGGACGUCUGCGUCUCUUUGUACAACAUGGCGAUCAACACGACCAUAUUCCAGUUCAGAAACGGGGCGUUCGACGAUUACCUCGACACGUUCGUAAGUGGCAAUUUCGGAUACGGCGACUUUUUCGAACACGUAGCAGCAGGCUACGCACUCAGGGAAGAACCGAACGUGCUCUUCGUUACAUACGAGGAGCUCAAGAAGAACACCCGAGAAGUGACACUGAGGCUGGCAUAUUUCUUGGGGGAGAAGUAUAGGCUUGCUCUAGAGAAGGACGAAGCCUCCCUCCAGAAGAUCCUGGAGCGAUCACACAUCGAUAGCAUGCGCAACGUGAUGGUCCUCGACUUGACAGGUAAGGGUAACCCAGAGUGGAAGGACGUGAUCUCACGGAGGAAAGUCCUCAGCCCCGAAGAUCAGGUUGCACAAGUGACGAACUACGAGUACGUGAGAACUGGAAAAGUCGGAAGCUGGAGGGAUUACUUCACUCCUGAACAACUUAGGAAGAUGGAGAAUCGUAUCCAGGAAGUGGAGAAGGAGUCCUCCUUCAUGGACCUCUGGAAGGACAUCCGCGCUGAAGCGGUUGCACGCAUGCAGGAUUCUGAAUAA
Rhipicephalus microplus (southern cattle tick) is the source of this 909-nucleotide messenger RNA. RefSeq names its product sulfotransferase 1B1. Lineage: Eukaryota; Metazoa; Arthropoda; Arachnida; Ixodida; Ixodidae. Gene Ontology annotation, molecular function: sulfotransferase activity. The record is from RefSeq and is a predicted model, not a curated record.